UCUCCUCUUCUUUUUCCUUCUCCCCCUUUCCUCUCCUUCCUCCUCUCCCCCUUCCCCCUCUUCCUUUUCCUUCCCCCUUUUCCUCCUCCUGGGUUACUCUUUCCCAUUAGACAAUCACAGGCAGGGCAGAGCACACAGCAUCGUUCCUGGGCCCCGGCCCCAGCCACCUUCUUUAACCUUGAAAGCAUUUUUGGGUCUCACAUGUCCACCCAGGCAGCGGCCGCCAGCGAGGGCUCUUACUUCAGAAGAACGGCAUGGGGUGGGGGGGCUUAGGUGGCCUUCACCUCACCUACGACUGCCAAAAGUGGUCAUGGGGUUAUUUUUAACCCAGGGGAGAGGUAUUUAUUGUUCCGCUGCAGAGGCGCCGGCAGGCUCAUUGACUUCUCCAGAGACAGCAGCCAGCUCCAGACACCAUGCCACCUAAGAAAGCCAAGAAGAGACUGGAGGGCGGAAGCUCCAACGUGUUCUCCAUGUUCGAGCAGACCCAGAUCCAGGAGUUCAAGGAGGCCUUCACAAUCAUGGACCAGAACAGAGAUGGCUUCAUCGACAAGAACGACCUGAGGGACACAUUUGCUGCCCUAGGACGUGUGAACGUGAAAAAUGAAGAGAUUGACGAAAUGAUCAAAGAGGCUCCAGGCCCAAUUAACUUCACCGUGUUCCUCACAAUGUUUGGGGAGAAACUUAAAGGGGCUGACCCUGAGGAGACCAUUCUCAAUGCAUUUAAGGUGUUUGACCCUGAAGGCAAAGGAUCACUGAAGGCUGACUAUGUCCGGGAGAUGCUGACCACCCAAGCGGAGAGGUUCUCCAAAGAGGAGAUUGAUCAGAUGUUCGCGGCCUUUCCCCCUGAUGUCACCGGCAAUCUAGAUUACAAGAAUUUAGUCCACAUCAUCACCCACGGGGAAGAGAAGGAUUGAGCUCGGCCUCGGCCUCUCGUGACCUGCGGCCAGGUCUCUGCCUCCAGCCCCGGCCGCUCCAGCCUGCAGGUGCGCACCAUCCUAGGACCGUGUGUGCAAAUAAACAGGAAGUCUUGGACCUAAUCCUGGUGGCCCUUGGCUCAUUGGCUUUUGAGUAGACAAAGUCACAAAGGGUUUGGGUUCU
This is a messenger RNA of Psammomys obesus (fat sand rat), 1098 nucleotides long. It is a transcript of the gene Myl2, whose product is annotated as myosin light chain 2. Gene Ontology annotation, molecular function: calcium ion binding. Gene Ontology annotation, biological process: muscle cell fate specification; cardiac muscle contraction; heart development. The record is from RefSeq and is a predicted model, not a curated record. Gene Ontology annotation, cellular component: myofibril; cytoplasm. The coding region runs from base 414 to 914 and encodes 166 amino acids. The transcript has 7 exons. Lineage: Eukaryota; Metazoa; Chordata; Mammalia; Rodentia; Muridae.